AUGAGCGAAGGAGUAGCUCUUGCGCAUCUCGAGGAUGCUAUCAGAACCAGACUCGACGCGGUCCACGUCGAGGUCGUUGACAUGUCAGGUGGUUGCGGCCAAGCUUUCGAGGUGAUCAUCGUCUCGCCGAUUUUCUCGGGCAAGAACAGAUUGAUGCGUCAUCGUCUCGUCAACUCUGCCCUGCGAGACGAGAUCGCGCAGAUCCAUGCAUUCACCCAGAAGGAUUUCACGCCUGAAGAGUGGGCUAAAGCGCAGGCGUCGAGUUAA
Myxozyma melibiosi is the source of this 267-nucleotide messenger RNA. RefSeq names its product bola protein. The transcript is spliced from 3 exons. Gene Ontology annotation, molecular function: 2 iron, 2 sulfur cluster binding. The record is from RefSeq and is a predicted model, not a curated record. Gene Ontology annotation, biological process: intracellular iron ion homeostasis. Lineage: Eukaryota; Fungi; Ascomycota; Lipomycetes; Lipomycetales; Lipomycetaceae. The coding region runs from base 1 to 267 and encodes 88 amino acids. Gene Ontology annotation, cellular component: nucleus; cytosol.